Saccostrea cuccullata (small rock oyster) is the source of this 2470-nucleotide messenger RNA. Its product is annotated as signal peptide peptidase-like 3. Gene Ontology annotation, molecular function: aspartic endopeptidase activity, intramembrane cleaving. The coding region runs from base 317 to 1501 and encodes 394 amino acids. The record is from RefSeq and is a predicted model, not a curated record. Gene Ontology annotation, cellular component: cytoplasmic side of endoplasmic reticulum membrane; Golgi-associated vesicle membrane; lumenal side of endoplasmic reticulum membrane. Gene Ontology annotation, biological process: membrane protein proteolysis. NCBI's taxonomy places the organism in Eukaryota, Metazoa, Mollusca, Bivalvia, Ostreida, Ostreidae. The transcript has 14 exons.
UCACAAAAACAAAAACAAAGUGAAAGAUCGGGGGAACUAUUAUUCAGAUGAUAAGUUUAUUUCGGGAAGAUAGCACAAGUGCAAAGAAAAACUUAAAUCAGUAAGAGGAACUAUGGAAUCAAUAUUUAAGAUAAUUGUGAUCAACUGAUUGCAGCUGAAUAGUACCACAGAGGACAUUUAUUUUUGUCAGACAGGAAUUAUGUGCAGGAAAAACAGACUUGCGAGCUGUUCAAUCAGUCAUUGAAAUGUAGAGGAUAUUAUUUUCUAAGUCAUGUGAAUUUGCAGACACUGUGAACUUAAUAAUUCUUUAUGCAUUAUGAGCCAUCCUCAGCAGAGUGUACCAAUGGGCAUCGAGGACCAGUUAUCAGAAAGUGCAGCCAUUUCGGCAUUUUCUGUGAUGGAUUCUUCGCGACUCUCCACUUUUGUCAUCUCAAUAUUGCUGAUAGUAUACGGAAGCUUCAGGUCUUUAAAUUUAGAACAAGAGAAUAGAGAGAAAGAUAAAGAGAAAGACAAGCAGUUUGUGUCUAACAGUGAUGGAGACAACAAUGUACAGACCAUCGACACUUGCCAAGCAGCUUUUCUCCCCAUUGGAGCCUCAGCAUCUCUUCUCAUCAUGUUCUUAUUCUUUGAUUCUCUUCAGAUGGUAUUUGCCAUUUGUACUGCAGUCUUGGCAACGGUUGCUUUUGCCUUCCUCUUGUUACCCAUGUGUCAGUACCUCAUACGACCCUGCUCAACAGGGCAAAAGAUAUCGUUUGGGGUGUGUGGUCGGUUCACGGCAGCUGAGAUCUUAUCGUUUUUCCUGUCCUUCAUGAUCGUGUGUAUAUGGGUGCUGACUGGACACUGGCUACUGAUGGACGCCCUGGGCAUGGGGCUGUGUGUUGCCUUUAUUGCCCUGGUGAGAUUGCCCAGUCUGAAAGUCUCAACCUUGCUGCUUGUAGGCCUUCUGGUGUAUGAUGUGUUUUGGGUAUUUUUCUCUUCCUACCUCUUCAGUGCAAAUGUCAUGGUGAAGGUUGCCACAAGACCAGCAGAAAAUCCUGUGGGACUGUUUGCCAAAAAGCUUCAUCUGUCUGGAUUUAUGAGAGAUGCGCCAAAAUUAUCAUUGCCAGGAAAGCUGGUAUUUCCAAGCAUUCAAAAUUCUAGUCAUUUUUCUAUGUUGGGCCUAGGAGAUAUUGUUAUGCCAGGCCUACUCCUGUGUUUUGUACUACGGUAUGAUGCCUACAAGAAAACACAGACCAAUUCUGUAGAAGCAGGAGUCCCACCCCCACCGACUUACGUCCACAAGGUCACUUACUUCCACUGCUCUCUGAUUGGUUAUUUCUUAGGGUUGCUAACUGCCACAGUUUCAUCAGAAGUGUUUAAGGCUGCCCAACCAGCUCUGUUGUAUCUUGUACCAUUUACACUUCUUCCCUUGUUAACCAUGGCAUAUCUGAAGGGAGAUCUUAGAAGAAUGUGGAGUGAACCAUUCAUUGUUCAACAGACUCAUAAAAACAUAGAUGUAUGAUAAACAGUGUUGUGCAAAUAUUUUUUACCCUGGAUUAACAUUAAACAAGACUAUGUUAUCAAAGAGGGACAACACAUUACAGUGCAUUCUUGGAGGAGGGAUUUCCAUUGAUUUACAAUUAGGAAAUUUUCCUCGUGUGAGAAAUGCAUAUGCAGGAAAGACUGCAAUUCAUUGCAAUGUUUUUGUAAUGUCAGACCACAAUGUAUUUUUAUACCACUAGGUAUUUUCUCUUGAAUGGAGACUUUUCAUUGGCCAGUCAUUUGACAGUGGUUUUUAACAUAUUUAUCAUGGUCCGAUUUUUAACUUGGAGGUUUCAGGAUAUUAUGUAUUUGGAAUAAUACAGAAAAAUGUACAUUGUUGUUUAAUGUAACCUGUGUGUUUAAUCAUGAUUCUUGUAAAAUGACUUUGCAUCCAUGGCAUAUAAGAGAAAUUUGUGUGUGACUGAACUGUAGCACAAAUUAAGCAUUAUUUUAUAUCUUUGAAAACAGAGCUGGAGCUCUAUUUUUUUAUAAUAUCAUCUUGGAAUAAUUUUCAUUUUCAUUUCUGUUUCCUUAUGAGAAAGAAAUUGAUAUUGAAAAAGAUUUCAUUACCCAUCAAAUUCAUUGAUUGAAGUUACGCAUACAUGUACAUGCAUUGAUCAACUUGUUAUAUUUGUUGAAUGGGAAAAAAAUUCAUAUUUGACAAAUAAACUUAAUACGUACAUUUUAUAAAGGCAAUUAAAGCAAGCAACAAAGACAUCUAGCCAAGUUUUAUCUGUAGUGCUUCCAUCACCUUGUUGCUUUAUUUUAUUUUUAAUUUUUCAUGCAUACAAGAUGAACAGAUAGAAUAUUUUAAUUUAGAAGUAUCAGAUAUUUUUUAUUUUAUCUAGUAAAAUGGUUGAUGGUGUAAAGACUAUGUUACCAUGUAAAAAAAAAAUGUUUGCUUUAUUGUCAUUGUGAUCAUAAUAGAUAUUAAAUGUUGUAUAAAUAA